AUAUGCAUAUGGGUUGUUGUUGUUUUGUGUUUUGUAUGUGGGGUUUGGUGCAUUAAGCCUGGAGCUUUAAUUUUUGACCUGGGUUGAAAAAUGAAUCAAGAAUUCAUUUUUAUUGCUCUUUUGUCAUCUAUUUCUUCAGCUAUAUGUAUAUGGGUUCUUGUUUUUUAAGUAUUUGAAAAAGGAAGCUUUUUGGUGGGGGCAGAAUUGGUUGCUUUGCAGAGGAAGUUUGUGUUUCCUAUUGCUGCUAAAGUUCUUUGAGUUUUGGAUUUGAAAAAGUGCUGUCGUACAGUUUCUGUUGCGUAUAUGAGGAAGCAUUUGGAGAUUCCAAAAGGAAUUAUUAAUAGCCAACUGCAGAUUUUGGAGCUGCAGAAGGUGUGAUUAGUUGGGUUGUGCUACAAGCUCUAAGCUACCAUUGGCCUUAAGGCUUUAAACCAGUUGGUAGCAUCAUGGGCUGUGAAUGUUCUAAAUUUGCCUUGUAUUACUGGACAGGACAGAGUGGCCCCAUUUACGAGGCUCAAAAUCCUGAUGAAGAAAAAGAUGAAGUUAGCGAUUUGCCUGCAUUCCGAGAGUUUACAUUUGAGCAGCUCAGGAUAGCUACAUCUGCAUUUGCUGUAGAGAAUAUAGUUUCGGAACAUGGUGAGAAAGCUCCAAAUGUUGUUUAUAAAGGAAAGCUGGAGAACCAGAGGCCGGUUGCUAUUAAACGCUUCAACAGAUCUGCGUGGCCUGAUACCCGGCAGUUUUUAGAAGAAGCAAGGGCCGUCGGUCAACUCCGCAACAAUAGGUUUGUGAAUCUUCUUGGCUGUUGCUGCGAGGGUGAUGAGAGGUUGCUAGUUGCAGACUUCAUUCCCAAUGAGACACUUGCGAAGCAUCUUUUUCAUUGGGACACACAACCAAUGAAGUGGGCAAUGCGGUUAAGGGUGGCCUUGUAUAUUGCACAGGCUCUUGAGUUUUGUACAAGAGCAGGGCGUGCUCUUUAUCAUGUUACAGGCAAAGGGCUUGCUCUUUAUCAUGAUCUUAAUGCUUAUAGAAUAUUUUUCGAUGAAGAUGGUGAUCCCCGACUCUCUUGUUUUGCUUUGAUGAAGAACAGUCGAGAUGGAAAAAGUUAUAGCACAAACUUGGCAUCUCCUGAAUAUUUGAGAAUGGGAAUAAUCACCCAGGAGAGUGUGAUAUUUAGCUUCGGGACACUUUUGCUUGACCUUCUCAGUGGAAAACACAUCCCUCCUAGCCAUGCACUGGAUCUCAUAAAAGACCGGAAUCUUGAGAUGCUAACUGAUUCUUGCUUGGAAGGUCAAUUUUCUACAGAUGACGGAACUGAAUUGGUGCGGAUUGCUUCAAUAUGUCUUCAAUACGAGCCUGAGCGGCCGGAUUUCAAGUCCUUAGUUGCUGCAUUAUAUCCUCUUCAAAAAGAAGCUGAGGUUCCCUCUCAUGUAUUGAUGGGUAUAUCACGUGAUGGCGAAACUAUGUCUCUGUCUCCACUUGGUGAAGCUUGUUUGAAAACCGACUUGACUGCCAUCCAUGAGAUUUUAGACACGCUUGGGUACAAAGAUGAUGACGGAGCAGCUACUGAGCUUUCAUUUCAGAUGUGGACAGAUCAGAUGCUGGAAACAUUGAACUCAAAGAAAAAGGGUGAUGCUGCUUUCAAGAACAAAGAUUUUAGAGCUGCCAUUGAAUGCUAUACGAAGUUUAUUGAAGUUGGAACCAUGGUUUCACCAACUGUGUACGCUCAUCGGAGUCUGUCUUAUCUCAUGAGUGAUAUGCCACAAGAAGCCCUCAACGAUGCAGUACAAGCACAGGUAAUAUCUCCUGUUUGGCAUAUCACAUCGUAUUUGCAAGCUGCUUCUCUUUUCACAUUGGGGAGGGAAAACGAGGCACUAGUCGCACUUAGAGAGGCUGCCAUACUCGAAGAAGAGAAGAACGCCGCUUCUUGAAAUUGGCGAGUGGAGCUUCAGAAAUCUAGAGACGAUGUCGAUCUGUCACCUACAUGCAUGCAACAACAACAACAUAUGCAGUAUAUUCCCACAAGUGGAAUAUGGGAAGGGUAGUGUGUACGACCCCUACCUAAUGAAGGUAGAGAGGGUCGCCUACAUGCAUGCAAUGGUUAGUAAAUUGUGUUAUAGUUAGAGGGAUUUCUUUUGCAAUAAUUCAGUGACAUUGGUUCCUAAAGAUACAAGAUCUAUGGAAAAAGAUGGAGAGAGAUUAGCAUGUUGUAAUUUAUGUACAGUGAUAUAUGGUUGUUCAACUGAGUUUUUCUUUUUUCUUUCCCUCUUGUGGGCACUGAAUUUAUGUACAGUGAUAUAUGUACAGUAAUUUAUGUACAGUGAUAUAUUAGCAUGUUGUAAUUUA
This is a messenger RNA of Nicotiana tabacum (common tobacco), 2343 nucleotides long. Its product is annotated as serine/threonine-protein kinase BSK7. The record is from RefSeq and is a predicted model, not a curated record. Gene Ontology annotation, biological process: brassinosteroid mediated signaling pathway; protein phosphorylation. Lineage: Eukaryota; Viridiplantae; Streptophyta; Magnoliopsida; Solanales; Solanaceae. Gene Ontology annotation, molecular function: protein kinase activity; protein binding; ATP binding.